This is a messenger RNA of Seminavis robusta, 3660 nucleotides long. The record is from the annotation of a GenBank genome assembly. Lineage: Eukaryota; Bacillariophyta; Bacillariophyceae; Naviculales; Naviculaceae.
CCGUAAACCUCGAAAACCAACCAGCCGCCAAUUCAAUCCUGGUCACAGACACGGGAAUGUAGUCUGAUGAGUCACAGGAAGAUUAGAAAAUCUGCAAAGCUCCAUGCUUGUCGGUGGAUGAAGGCCAAGUAAGAAAGAAGAAAGCACGUUGUCUCAACCAAGGUCUUCACACAGUCAAGCACAAGCAACAAGAACCUACUGGAAUACACGGCUGCUGGGAUAUUGGAGACAGUUUCUAACUUCGCAGAUCCGGUUUCAGACCAGGCAACGUCUUCAGAGUCAUAACUUCUCCAGCUCAACUUUUCUCCAGCACAGGUUCAUAGCCGAUUUUGCGGUCUCACAUUAUUUCCAGCCCAGGCAAUCAAACAACUACAGUUCAACUCAAGAUCCCCAAGUUGUGCACAAGCAAACAAGUUAGUUGUACACCACACAUCUCAUUUUUCUACCAGGUAGAUCUUUCUUCGAAUACUAUUGCAAAAUGUCACGUUCUCGAGGAGUCAGUUCCGAUACUCGCACCACCUUCAUCACCACAGAUUCUCUGUCGGCUGAUGAUGAGUUUGACCGCGAAUCCAUGUGCUCUUCCAUCCCUGAGGAAGAACAUGAAGAAAGUAUGAGGAGUUGCUCCUACCCGACCAAAGGUCAAAACAACAAUUCCCAAAAAGCCGCCAACAGCCAAGGCCAAGACGAUGAGCAAUACUUCAAUGCUUGGGUCCGAUUCAUGAACCACGUCCGCCACACACUUACGGAGUUUGUCGUCAUGGUGUCCACUGUAGCAGCAAGGAACCCCAAGAGGACAGUCUGCAUUGUUCCUCUUCUCGCCAUGACAUUCAUUGUUGUGGGUCUGUUCACCAACUUCAACAUGGACAUUGGUGCCGAUGUCAUUUACACACCCUACGGCAGCCGUGUUGGAUCUCACCAGCGCUGGGUCGAGCAAGAGUCUGGCUUCCCCAAAAUGCAUCGCAAUCUUCGCAUGAUCCUCUACAGCUACCAAGGCGGCGAAUCUGUCUUGAGCAGGAAAGGUGUAGAAGGUGUCAUUUCUGCCAUUGAUGCUGUCAGAGACAUACCUGGAUACGACGAAACUUGUGCUGAAUCCACCUACAAGAAUGCCCAAGGCAUCCACACCUGCGAGAUCCGAAGUGUCGCCAACUUUUGGAAUAUCUCCAUUGACACGUUCCGAGGAAAGGUCCCCACCGAUGUAGAUGUCAGAAUGCAAGUUUCCAAGAAAAAGUUCCCCGACAAGAGCCCAGUCGACAUCCCUGGAAUCAUGGGAAACACCAAUAUUCGUGGUACGGACAUUAUCAGUGCUCAGGCUUUCUUCAUUGACAUUGCCCUUCCUUCAACAGCCAAAGACUUUGAAAGCGAGGCAUUGGACGCUGUCCUCUAUCUUCGAGAGCGAUGGGAAGAAAACCGCCACCUCUCGCUAGAAGUGUUGGCGUACAGCUCCUUGGAAGAUGAAACCUUGCGGUCCGUCAUGCAAGAUAUCCCUCUGGUUCCUGGUGUCUUCGUCAUCAUGAGCCUCUUUUGCUGUUUCAUCUUCUCAAGACGACACAAGGUCCAAUCGCGAAGUCUGUUGGGAUUGGGGGCUGUCGUCAGUGUGCUGCUCAGUGUCGCCAGCGGAUACGGUAUCAUGUUCAUCAUUGGUGUCAACUUUACUAGCGUGGCCCAGAUCCUCCCGUUUGUAAUGUUUGGAAUUGGUCUGGAUGAUGCAUUCAUCGUCAUGGGUUCUUACCUUCGCACUGAUCCUGAAAAGGACGUAGUGGACAGGAUUCAAGAGACCAUGAGGGACAUUGGUCUCAGCAUUGUUCUUACAACCAUCACCACCACUAUGGCUUUCGGAUUGAUGGCCCUUUCCAAGAUUCCUCUCAUGUAUUGGUUGUCCUUCUACGCCAUGACAACCAUGUUGAUUGUCUUCUUCUACACAAUCACAUUCUUUGUCGCCCUGCUCGUCUUGGAUGAAAACCGCAUCAAAGAAAACCGAAUGGACUGCUGUGUCUGCAUUACAGUGGACGAAGUUGAAGAUGGCGACACAAUGGAUACUGCGGAGUCCAUCAUGGAAGAGGGCAGUGUGGCCGUGACCUUUAAGACCGUGCCCAAGAAGAAAGAGAUCAAGGCAGACGACGAGACCAACAAUGCUCUUAUUGCUUUCAUGGCGUGGUAUGCAGACAUCUUGAUGAAGCCCGCGGUGAAGGCCAUUGUACUGGUGGGAUUUGUGUCCUUUGUUGCAUUCUGUGCCUACAGCACUUCACUCUUCUCUCAAGCAUUCAACGUCACUGAAAUGUUGCCCGGGGACUCGUAUGCAAAGGCUUACUUGGCGGCCUCCAACGAGUACGGCCAGCGGGGAUGGGUCGUCCCAUCUGCAUACUUUCGUGACGUGGACCAAUCCGACGAGGAUAUCCAGGCACAGAUGGAGGACUACGUGAACUCUCUUGUUGAGAUCGACUCCAUCACCAGCCAACCCCCUCUUUUCUGGUUGAGACACUUCAAGGAGUUCCUUACCUAUGACGAACGCCUUGGGGACUUGACCUUCAACGAACAAAUUGACAUCUUCCUGUCCCAUAGCCCCUUUAGGGAGCUUUAUGGACCUCACAUUGUCCGCAAUUCGACCGGUGACAUUGUCGCUUCCCGGUGCGUCUUGUACAUGGACAAUAUUGACGUUAAUAGCGUGCAAAGCCAGCUUCUUGCCUUGCAUCAACAACGGAACGCCAGCCUCACGGCCCCCGUCAACGUUGGAGAGGCUGAGUUUAAGUUCUUCGCUUGGGAAUGGAAUAUGUUCAUUUGGGACUUCUACGACAUCACUGCUGCAGAGUUGACUUCAACAACGAUUUUGGGUGUGAUCAGUGUUUGCGUCGUAGGGUUUGCCUUCAUCCCCCAUUGGUCGGCCAUCUUCUUCCUUUUCCCCUUCAUCUCCAUCCUCUACAUCGACCUGAUGGGAUUCCUCCAGUUCACCGGAAACAACUUGAACGCUGUUAGUUACUUCUCCUUGGUCAUGUCGAUCGGUCUCUUGGUCGACUUCUUGAUGCACGUGCUCCUAAGGUACCAUGAGUGCCCGGGAGAAACACGAGAAGCAAAGGUCAAGGAAGCUCUCAAAUCCAUGGGGGCUUCGAUUCUUGUUGGUGGCCUUUCCACUCUUUUGGGCGUUGUCCCUUUGGGCUUCAGCUCAAGCGAACUAAUGCGCACAGUAUUUGUUGCUUUCAUGGGCAUGGUGGCGCUUGGCAUUUCUCAUGGUCUGGUUGUCCUCCCGGUAGUCUUAUCCUUGGUUGGACCCAUCACAACAGUACCGCAUCACGUCACCUCUUCCACUUCUAAGAAAUCAGUUCCUGAAUCACAAGGAAAGCUUCAAUCUCAACCAAGCAGCAAGAAGCUCGAAUCAGAACCAAGUACCAAGAAAUUGCAAACCCUGCCAAGCACCCCCAUCCUCCAGACCCAUCAAAGCCUCCGGGAGCUUUACGCUGAGCCAACACCAAGGCAGCGAGGCCCCAAGGAAGUAGACGUCGAUGACAUGAUGUCUUGGGAUGGCGAGAUUGACUUCAUGUCUCAAGGCUCGAUGGACGACCCAAACGAGGUCGAAUGUUAGCGGGGAGUAGCUUGGCAGAAAGCUUCAUAUGAACAAAGUCACAAAGAACAACUUUAGAAUAAACUGUAACAUAGAAUGAUUCGAUU